AGAAUUUUUCAUGAGCGACCCAAUGAAACCCUUGUAUGUGCAGUAGAGAGAAAAUAGUAGAAAAAAAAUGUUCAUAGUAAAAGAAUCAUUGAGUCUUAGAUGAUGUAGUUUGAGCAUCAAUCACGUUUUGAUAAAUAUCAGUUGGUACCACAGUAUCAUCGGUUGGACACUGACCCUAAUUCCGGGCAUUCGACUUUCUUUUUAAUUCUAAUGUAUAUGAUUUGUUCUCUAUGUGAGUUUCUAUUUUUUGUUUUCCUGACUUCCCGUUGGAUCUGAUGGAGAACUCAUGUCGCUCUCAAAAAUUCAGUAGGCACAUAAAUCAUCUGGAAUGCUUAUCUUAAUGCAUCCUUGUAGAAGUAAUUUCUGGCAUUUGAGGGACCUUUAUUGGCGUAGUUUUAUGAAAUGAGUCUCAUAUUCCCACAUUGCGACGAGCAGUUUUUCUUUAAAGCAAAGUGCUUUUUCUAUUUUAGUUUGUUUAGAUAUUUGUAUGAAAUCGCAGGAAAUUCAGAUUCAUAGUUCCUUGGACAUCAUACUUCUAGUCUUGAGGGUCUUGAUUAAGAUGAAUCAUGGGACUAUAAACAAGGUUCCCUCUCUUCUUUCUCAACUCAACAAGUUGUUUCUGGUUUCGUGUGUCGAAAAGAAGAUCCUAGGGUUGAUUCAGUGCUUGCUGAUUGAUACUGGAACUCAUAAACUUAGUUCUUGCUGAUUUAUACUGUAAUGUAAUGAGUAUAUUUGUUCCUACUGAACUAUAACGUAUUGAUUUUUUUGUUGUUCUUGUUUUCGUGGUCAAAUAACUUAAUUAGUAUUGGGGAUUUAAUUCUAUGGUGACGAUGUGUAUGGGCCCAAGCAGUGGUGCCACAGCUAAUUACGGUACCACUUGCUUGAAGUUCUCUUCUACAUAUUCCUUAAACUACAGUUAAGAAAUUAUUAGAGAAUUCCUACUUGGUUUGGUCGCAUAUAAGUUUUAUGUUUUCCUGACAGAAAAUAGUUUUAUUUUUAUUUUUAUUGUGGCAGUGGAGAGCCUUUUGUUUUGUUGGGAUUGUUUAGAAGUGAUAAUAUUUUUAAAAUUACAAAUUCCCACUAUUUUUUGAAAGCUGCUAUUGGAGUGUCAAUAACUUUUUUUUUUUUUUUUUGGUCAGAAGAAUUUCAAUUAGACCAACGGGUCUAGCCCAGUUUCAGUGGAAAGGGUCUUGACUUACAGACCAGUAAUCGUAGGUUCGUACUUCCAUGAUACUUUGAUAGUGUGUGUGAGAAAACCCCCUUCUUCAAAUAUCGCUCGUAUAAAAGUUAAUAAAAAAAAGAGGAAUUUCAAUUAGGUUGGUCGGGGAUGAAUUAAUUCCACUAGGUUGGUCAAAUAAGUUUCAAGCAUUGUCAUUGGAUGGAUAUCCAUGUUGGGUUCCACUGGUUGGAGGAAUGUAAGCAAGUGGACUUAAUAUUCCAUCCUGUACACAUUCUUUAGUUUCAAAGCUCACGUCUAAAGCUGGCCAAGAAAAAGUUGACUUCUAAAACAAUUAGAAUCACAGGAAAACAAAAAAUAGUCAGAGGAGAAAAAAAUUAUUUAACAUUGCCAAAUCAAUCAAUGCAGCACUUGUAGAUUCAUGCUUUGUAGCUAGGUCAAUGUGCAAGCUAUAAACCCUUGUACAUAGGACACUGUUGCAUGCAUAAAUUAAAACACACAUGAAUAAGAAAAUGCCACUAACAAUAAUGGCAUCCUAUAAAACCCAUAAGCCAACCUAGCUAUUGCUUCAAGGGCUCUGUGAUUUCUUGAUCAUGGAGGAACUACACCAGGCAGCUUUAGCAUAUUACAACAAUGGGUCACAAAAUCUUCAGCUGCUGGCUGCCAACUUCUUCCGAUCCAUGGACAGAAAUGGCGAUGGUCGAGUAAGCAAGUCUGAGUUCAUUACAUUUCUUCGGCAGAACGGCUAUGGUUGGAUUAACCCUAGCUUCUUCAACAAUCUGGAUCGAAACCGUGAUGGCGGUCUGGAUUUUGAAGAAGUGCUUACAUUUUACUACAUCAUUAAGACCAGGAACUUGUGGUGCGAUGGUUGUGGGGUGUGUCUAAAAGGGUUGUAUUUUACGUGUGUUGAGUGCUUCGACAGAGCCGCCAACACGUAUGAUCUAUGCUCCCGUUGCUACUCCAGCAGGCGGUUCCGCCACAACCACACCUGCUUCUUGGAUAACCAUAUGCUGCUGAGAUCAAAGAGAACGCAACUUAGACAAGCUGGUCCUCCAAACCUGAAUUUGGUAAUCACUCCAGCACGACAAAUUUUCUACCCUCCAGCUACACCUGCUAGGGUAUAUAUAUCUUUUCAGUUUUUUUUCUCUUUUGGUUGAUCUUUUUAUGUAUUUAUAGAAAAAAGUGUUGCAUGAUAACAACUUAUGUUUACAUGAUCAGUUGAAUUGGUGGUUGUUUGAUUAUGUUUUGCAGAACAGAUUGCGGCAAACAUUUCAAGCAUUAGAAGCCGCAAUUACAGUUGCAAAUUUGAUAACUUUGUGUACCAUUAUGUGAAUGGAUAUUGGAAAUAUAAUAAGGGGACAAGCUAGCCAGCGAUGACGACAAGAACCUUCACAAGCUUAGCUUGUGGCCCGAUCGAAACUUCAUUUUUAGUUUCUCAAUUGUUUCUUUUUUCUUCCUUUCUGAAAUUUGAUUUAAAGAUUGUUGUAUUGUUCCACUUUAUUUGUCUUGGAUUAAAUGAGGAAUAUAUUUGUUGA
Molecule: messenger RNA, 2712 nt
Organism: Prunus persica (peach)
Lineage: Eukaryota; Viridiplantae; Streptophyta; Magnoliopsida; Rosales; Rosaceae
Exons: 2
Coding region: 1771-2334 (187 amino acids)
Molecular function (GO): zinc ion binding; calcium ion binding
Source: RefSeq, a predicted model, not a curated record